GAUGCGCAUGCGCCCGACCCUGCGCAAGACCACCAUCUGAAAGACGGUUUUAUUUGGAAAAUUAGCUGUGUAAACAUCAAUAUUGUGACAUGAUUCCGAUUAAAAUGUCUCACAAAGCCAACACUGCACCUUCCUGAGAUCUAAUGAUGACAGAAUACGUGUUUUAAUGAGCAGCAGGGUCGAUGGAGAGACUUUAACGUCAGAUUGAACCCCUGAGGUGAAACUGACUAGAUGAAUCAUGCCUGGGAAAUUAAAGGCGAAGAUUGUUGCGGGACGGCAUCUGCCCGUCAUGGACCGUGCCAGCGACCUUACCGAUGCCUUCGUAGAGGUGAAGUUUGGAAACACAACAUUUAAAACUGAUGUCUACCCCAAGUCCCUGAACCCUCAGUGGAAUUCAGAGUGGUUUAAGUUUGAGGUUGAUGAUGAGGAUCUGCAGGACGAGCCGUUGCAGAUAACAGUACUUGACCAUGACACGUACAGCGCUAAUGAUGCCAUAGGAAAGGUGUACAUUGACAUUGAUCCAUUACUUUGCAGUGAAGCUGCUACUGUCAUCUCCGGGUGGCUUCCCAUCUAUGACACUAUACAUGGUAUAAGAGGAGAAAUCAAUGUGCUGGUGAAGGUUGAUCUCUUCAAUGACCUGAACCGCUUUAGGCAGUCGUCAUGUGGCAUUAAAUUCUUCUGUACAACCUCCGUUCCACGAUGUUACCGGGCUGUAAUGGUUCAUGGCUUUGUAGAGGAGCUUGUGGUAAAUGAGGAUCCAGAGUACCAGUGGAUCGACCGAAUCAGAACUCCUCGUGCAUCUAAUGAGGCCCGACAGAGACUUAUCUUUCUCAUGUCAGGUGAACUGCAAAGGAAGAUUGGUCUGAAGGUGCUGGAGAUGGGAGGGAACGCAGUGGUGGGGUACCUGCAAUGCUUUGAUCUGGAAGGAGAAUCGGGCCUCGUGGUCCGUGCCAUCGGGACAGCCUGCACACUGGAGAAAAUCAGUACACUUCCUUCCACGGCCACACAACCCAGUAACUCUUCUCCUUCAAAAGACAUGAAAGACUCUCUGCAGGCUGCUCCUUCUACUUUCGGAUGUCGUUCCACACACAGCAGUCCGGUUCACAGCGCAAGCAGUCGUCUUUCUCAGGGCUUCUCUGUUUCCGUGCCAACACUGCUUUUCUCCGGUAUGAAACCCAGACACAGGAGCUCAGAUGCCCCCAGAGCCAGACAGUGUAGGCCAGUUUUUGGGGAGGAGGCCCCGGGUGUCCCGUUAUCCUCAGGACCCCCCACACCUCUGAGAGCACAAACCUUCUCCUCCUUCUCCCCCUCCAAGUCCUACAGCCGCCAGUCCUCCUCCUCCGACACCGAGCUCAGCCUCACCCCCAAAACCGGAAUGGGCAGUGGCGGCAGUGCAGGGAAGGAGGCGGGGCCUCUUAAAGCUCUUCUGCGGCAGCAGACCCAAUCAGCACUGGAGCAGAGAGGGGUUUCAUCCUCUGAAGCGUUUUUUAGGACGCUGGAAUACCCUUUCUUCACUUUGACCUCCUUCCCUUCUGGAUUUCUCCUUCACGUAGGGGGUGUGGUCAGUGCCCGCUCAGUGAAGCUUCUAGAUCGAAUCCACAACCCAGCCUUGGGUAACACCAGAUCAUACAAACUGCUAGACUGGAAUAGUUUCACUGCAGAUGAGCCGGAGACGCGAGACGCUUGGUGGGAGGAGAUCCGUCAGGAAAUUAAGUCUCACGUCAAAGCCCUCGGCUGCCACGCUGUGGUGGGGUACAGCGAAUCCACCAGCAUCUGUGAGGAGGUCUGCAUUCUGUCUGCAUCCGGCACAGCGGCGAUCCUCAGCUCCCGUUUCAUGCAGGACGGCUCACUGGACGUGGAACACAGGUUGUCACGGCAACCAGUUGUCUUUACUUCAGGGGCAGACAGGGUCGAGGGGGAUAUGGGUAGUUCAGCCUCACUAGGAUUUGAGGAGGUGGCGCCCCCUGGCUGUGGGUUCUGCCACAUACCAUACGAUGAGUUGAAUAUACCGUUUCCGGCUCAACUCACCUAUUGCUACUGUUGUCGCCGCAACAAGGUGCCUGACGUCCUGUUCACCACGAUCGACUUGCCCACCGAAGCCAAUGUCACUGGCAAGGGCUGCCUGAUUCAGGCCAGGUUGUGUCGGACUAAAAAGAAAGGCCAGGGAGAGGGGAACGCCACAGCUAUCAGCAAUCUGCUGCCCUUUCUGGAGUACGAGCUCCAUACACAGCUGAUGAACAAGCUGAAGCUACGUGGCAUGAACGCUCUGUUUGGUCUACGCAUCCAGAUCAGCGUGGGAGAGACCAUGCUGCUGGGACUGGCGUCCGCCACGGGAGUCUAUCUGACAGCGUUACCCAGUCCGGGAGGAAUCCAAAUAGCAGGAAAAACUCCCAGUGACAUCACAUAUGAACAGCACAUCUCCAAUAUGCAGAAGAAAAUAAAUGACACCAUAGCGAAAAACAAAGAACUAUUUGAUGUCAACCCACCUGAGGUUGUUGAAGAAAUAAUCGGUUCACCGAUCCCUGAACCCCGUCAGAGGUCCCGUCUCUUCCGCUCUCACUCAGAGAGUUCAGAUGAGGUGUCAGAACUGGACUUGUCUCAUGGGAAAAAAGACACUUUUGUACUGGAGAUUGAUGACACGGAUGCUGUGGAAGAUAUACAUGCACUUUUGACUGAUUCUCCCACCCCACCAGGAUUUUACAGCUGUAACACUGAAAUCAUGCCUGGAAUUCAAAACUGGACUUCAGCUAUACAGAUGUUUACCUCUGUGAGGGUUUUCCGCCUUAACAACGCCAAUCUGACCAAUCAGGGACUGAACAAGAUUUUCACCGACCUCUGUGAGAACCUGCUUAAGAGUUUCUACUUUAAGCUGCGGUCGUUGACCCCCUGCUGUCUUUGUCACCUGAACUUCACUGUGGCCAUACCUGAAGAUGAACUCAUACAGGUGGCGGUGACAGCUGUGGCGAUGAGCUUUGACAAAGAUCAGGCUCUGGAGAAUGGCAGGCACGGUGGGGAGAAGACACAGAUAAAGGCGAUACACGAAAAUGACGAGCAGCUUCAAUUCAACCUGGAGCUCAAUCCUGACUCCACCAAAGGUCUAGCAGAUAUCUCAGGCAGCCACCCAUCAGCCAAAGCCCCCUCAGUUGAUUACAGUUCCUUUGCAGACAGAUGCAGCUCCUGGAUAGAGCAGCUUAGACUGAAAGCUCACACCAUGAGACGCGGAUCAAUUAAAACAACAUCAUCUCUGGAGAAGAACAGCCCGUUGCCGGAGGGCCGUUCUCGUUCGCUGCGGUCGAACCGUUCCUACUCUGGCGGUUCUGUCGCUGUGGUCAAAAUGACUCCGCUGUCGUUCAUUCCUGGAGCAAAGAUCAUCAAAUACCUCGGCAUCAUCAACAUGUUCUUCAUUAGAGAGACCACCUCACUUCGAGAGGAGGGAGGUGUGAGUGGGUUUCUCCACUCGUUCAUAGCUGAAGUAUUCGCGAUGGUUCGCGCCCAUGUCGCUGCUCUCGGAGGAAACGCUGUAGUUUCUUACAGCAUGAAGGAGUGUGUGUUUAUGGAGAACCCUAACAAGAACCAGGCACAGUGUCUAAUCAACGUCAGCGGGGACGCUGUUAUCUUUGUUCAGGAAUCUGAACUCGAGGCGACUUCUGUACAACCACAGUCGGCUACCACACAGACCUCCAAUGGUGGGGAAGGAACGUGAAGUCUCAAAAACACGACCUUUUGCGUACGCUAGUCAUAACCUGAACCCUGCCAUCUUAAGCAGUUUCAAGCCGGGUCAUGUAAAAACUGCUGUACCAACCGAAUCAAGUUUCCAAAAAUGAGCAAUAAUCUAGAUGUUUAAAAUCUUUUUAAUGGCUACAUUUUUUUGGGACAUGUUUUUUAGCCCCUUCAAAUGAUAAAAUAAAAUAAUAUUUUAUUUUGGAAUAACCAUUUUAAACCCCCCCCAUCAGAAGCCUUUCAGAAAGGACGUCCAUCAUGUUUUUUAUUUGUUGGCCAUUGUUCACAUUCCAUUUUGUCCGUGUGCGGUUGAGGCAAUUUAGCAAUCCAAAAGGUUUAUAAGACGCCGUUGCAUUCAUGAAGAGCUUGUAAACUUGUCAACAUCUCUCUAAAUCAUUGUGCUUUUGUAAAGGUAUGAACUACUGAUGCACUCGUACAAACAUCUAGUUCAGUAUUUUAAAUACUGAACCCGCCAUACUGGUUUCAAGUUGGACCUGUCUCGUCCUACUGAUCUCUAAAAAUCAUGUCAAGUGCUGGAAAUGUUUGUUUGCUUUCGUGUGCCACUAUGUUUGUUUUUUCAAUCGAAAUGUUUGGAUCAGACUGGUCCAUUUUUUGCAUGGGCAAUGCCAGUUAAUUAUUAAAAGAAGAUGUCUUUUAUUGUUCGUCAUGAACUGCUCAUGGGACACUUGAAUGUACAGAUGACAUGUAUUGAGAGGAGACUAACGUCUGGAUGUGGUGGGCAGCUUGUUGAAUCCUCUGUUCCUGUGCGGACUGAGAUUUAUUGCUGUUAUUUUGUAAAUGUGGGACAAAUCAAACGUGUACAUUGAGAAGAUAUAAAGGAAUAAAAUUCUUAUGGCUCUGG
Molecule: messenger RNA, 4582 nt
Organism: Triplophysa rosa
Lineage: Eukaryota; Metazoa; Chordata; Actinopteri; Cypriniformes; Nemacheilidae
Gene: c2cd5
Product: C2 calcium dependent domain containing 5
Exons: 30
Coding region: 239-3703 (1154 amino acids)
Biological process (GO): positive regulation of protein targeting to membrane; intracellular protein transmembrane transport; positive regulation of vesicle fusion
Cellular component (GO): plasma membrane
Molecular function (GO): calcium ion binding; calcium-dependent phospholipid binding
Source: RefSeq, a predicted model, not a curated record